AAGAAAGUCAGAGCACCCAACAGCCCCACACUUUGCAUCGACACUCUGUCCCGAGCAGAACAGGGCACCCCCUGACGGCGUGUCACCCAGCACCUCCCUGCGUUUUCUGCACCCUGGGAUGUAGAGAAGCUGCAGCUUCCAGAACAGAGAACCUGGAAUUUGCUCAAGCCAGAAUCCCCCUACCCCUGACAGCACAGACACUCUGAGUUCAGCUUCCCACCAGAAACCAUGCCUCUGUCUGGGACACCCGGCCCCAACAAAAGGAAAAAGUCAUCCAGGAUCAUUUCAGACCUCUCCCUCAUCACACAGGAGGAACGUGAGGCUGAACCUGAUGCCUCAACAUUAGACCUGGGGACGAAGAUCAGAGCCCCCAAAGACAUCAUGCUGGAGGAGUUGUCCCUACUCAAGAACAAGGGCUCCAAGAUGUUCAGAAUGAGGCAGAAGCGUGUGGAGAAGUUUGUGUAUGAGAAUAACCCAGACCUCUUCAGCAGCGAGUCUAUGGAGAACUUUCAGAAGCUGGUGCCCACUCUUGGAGGACAGAUGAUGGAUGUCGGUGGCCAUGUCUAUGGGCAGACAGUGUCUCGUAUUGGCAGGCACGGGCAAGCACCAAUCCCUCCUCCCAAACCUGGAAGCCUGGCAAAAGGAGUACUUGCCGGAGGUGCAGGAGGGACCACGGGGGCUGUUGGCAGUAUUUUGGGCACUGGUGGUGCCAGGGGUCUUGCAGGUGGUGCUGGGGGGGAGGGUCUUGAAGAAAAAGGAGAAGGAGACAGCCAACAGGAUCAUGGUGGAGCUUUGAUCAAAUCUAAAAUGAAGUGCGAGGUAGUGAAGACAUACAUGUCACCAUGGGAACGUGCUAUGAAGGGCGACAAGGAGCUGACGGCCACUAUGAAGAUUCAGAUGCCAGGACCUAUUGUCGAAAAGGACAUGCCUAAGUACAAGUCUUUCAACAGGAGUGCAAUGCCUUAUGGCGGCUUUGAGAAGGCCACCCAGCUCAUGACUUUCCAGCUGCCUGAGAUCGAGGCAGCUGUGGAGGACCUGGAGCCUCCUGUGGUGUACCACCAUGACAUCGGCUCACGGCCCUCCUUCAACCGCACGCCAAUUGGAUGGGUGGGCAGCGGGGAGGCUGGCCAAAUCCAAAUGGAGCUGGACACCAUCCCCUUUGACGGGGAGACCGAUGAUCUGUGAAGGAGCCUCUGACCCCCCCACCCCCAGCCUGCUACUAACCCCCCAAUGCAGGCACCACACACCCAUAGGUCAGUCCCACAUCAUAAGCCCACACACAACCCCGCAUCCCUACCAUACACACUCAAACACACAUAUACACUCACAUGUAUAGUCACAUAGUUAUCAUGAUAACCAAUGAUUCAGGCGGCUUUGGUCUAAGCUAAUUGAUACAUUAUUAAAUCCUAAAAAAGAACUCAUUGUUGAGAAUCCUCACCUCUCUACACGUUGGGUGUCUUGACAGCAGGAACUGGGAAAAACUGAAAAACAAACUAGGCCCCUUUACACCAAAACAAAGCUCCAUAUAGAUCAGUGAUUCUGAAUUCCGUUCCUGACGCCCCCCCCCUGCCAGAAUGUUUUCGUUCCAACCCUACCUUAAUAUGCUAAAGCUGGUUACAGAACAAACGCGGCCUGCGCUGUGUGCGCCCCAUUAAAAAAAACAGCGGUGUCCGCUCAACGCACUGUGCUCGCACGGGCUUCUGCGCAAAGAGUAGGCGUGGUUUUCAAAACUCUCUCCUGUCAUUUCGGCUCACGGUCAGUAGCGAUGAUGUAUAUUUCGCAUUCAGAAAGAUUCUACGCUUGUGUGAUAUAUUGUCCGUGUCUGAGUUCCCAGAGCUAUAAGUUUUCCCUCUAUUUUGAUUUCGGUGCCUUGUUUCUAUUGAUCGCGCGACAAUGCGUCAGAGCGCUCCGCGGUCAAAGUUCAACAAAGUUCAUCUUUGACCACAGAGCUCGCACAAGCUCCACGAGCGGCGCGCGGUGCGGAGCACAGCGUAGUUCUCGCCGCGUUCGGUCUGAAACCGGCUUUAGCCUAUUAAAGACCAUCUGAGUCUGAUUAAGGUAGGGUUGGAAUGAAAACAUUCUGGCAGGGGGGGCGCCAGGAACAGAAUUGAGAACCACUGAUAUAGAUCAAGCAACAGAAAACACAGCCUGAAUGCCCAUGAACACAGAUCUGACCAGCAACCCAUCUCUCCCCCAACCUCCUUCUCAUAGUCAUUUGUUUCCAUUAAUGGUAUCGACUUUUCGGCAGGGAUUCACACAUUAACACUGAACAUACAGUCCCCCCCCCCCCUUGCUCCAAGAGUGAGGAGUGCAUGAGUACUGCUUGAUGGUGAUGGCAAAAAAACAGAGUGGAACAGGAGUGAGGACGAUACCUAGCUUUCUUCGCUUUUUUUUCUUGUGUAUGUGCAUCCUGAAAGUGCAUAGCUGUACCGCUAAUUUCAUUUGACUGCGCCUCCUAUGGCCCAGUCUUGUGUUUUUAACAGGGCUUUUCCCAUAAUGCAACAGACAGAAGGCAUCACCUCAUCAUAGCUAAGAGUACAACAUUACUUGCUCCCACAAUUACCAGAAGUUUACUUGCCUGCUUCCUUCUUUGUAACUAAAUCAAUGCAAUAAACUUUUCCGAGCUAAUUCAAAA
Molecule: messenger RNA, 2635 nt
Organism: Paramormyrops kingsleyae
Lineage: Eukaryota; Metazoa; Chordata; Actinopteri; Osteoglossiformes; Mormyridae
Gene: myoz1a
Product: myozenin 1a
Cellular component (GO): Z disc; actin cytoskeleton
Molecular function (GO): FATZ binding; telethonin binding; actin binding
Source: RefSeq, a predicted model, not a curated record